Messenger RNA from Saccostrea cuccullata (small rock oyster), 1327 nucleotides. RefSeq lists its product as uncharacterized. The transcript is spliced from 12 exons. Bases 89 to 1327 code for a protein of 412 amino acids. Gene Ontology annotation, molecular function: protein binding. The record is from RefSeq and is a predicted model, not a curated record. Lineage: Eukaryota; Metazoa; Mollusca; Bivalvia; Ostreida; Ostreidae.
AAGGUGUAACGUGAGGCCUACCGGUGUGACGGGGGCUGCCAUUGCCAAAGGGUAGACCGCUAGGAAGCCAGUGAAUGAUUCAUAGACUAUGAAAGUGAGAAGGUUGCUAUGUAAUGUGGAAAUUGCAUUGGUAAAUGUUAUUCUACUCAUACACUAUGCUGAUUCUAUGAGUGAAUGCCCAGUUAAUGAUGGUUAUGUUAGAAGGGGACCUAUUUGCUGCAAAUCUGUCAAAUGUAAAAUAAAUCACGAUUAUAUUUUAUGUAAUGGUACCACUGAACUAGGACAGGACCAGUGUGUUCCAUGUCCAAAAGGCACUGUCAAUCUGGAUGCAAUUGACACCAAAGAUGUUGAUUAUCAUAUUGAAGUCUGCAGAAAACCUGAUUGUGUUUGUGGCCCAGAAGAAGCUAAGCUUAUAAAUCCUGCAGAAUGUAUGGUCACUGGAAGAAAGAUGUGUGAGUGUGACAGGGACAGAGGUUUCUGUGGCCAUGAUCCCAUGAUUUGCCAGCUGUCACAAAAACCAGAGCAACCUUUGGGAAAAGGAAUUGAACUGACUCAGGACUGCACAUUUGAACCAUGCAAGCCUGGAUUCUUCAAAGAAAAGAAAGGACUGGGAAAAUGCGAAAAACAUCAAGAAUGUCCCCAGGGCUUUAUCACAACAUUCAAUGGUUCUAGCAUCAAAAACAGGGAGUGUGAGCCUGAGCGUGAAGUUGUUUCAGAUUUCACAGUAAAACCCAACACCUCAGACACUAGGAGUUCAAGCAAAAGUGAUUCUCAUUCCUGGAGCCUGUCCACGAUAUUAAUUUUGAUUAUAAUUAUUGCUGUAAUAACUUUCCUGGUCUGUGCUUCUAUAUGCUGUUUUUACAUAAGGAAGAGGUUGUCUUCAGGUGACCAGAGUAUAUGUGUCCAUUUUGCUCAGAAACUGAGACUUGUAUUCUCCAGUAGAGCUAAUAUAAGAAAUGAAGGUUUAGAAAGAAAAAAUGAAGAUGAAGAGCAGUCAUUAAUUUUGGACCCUAACCCUCAAGUUCCUGCAAAUACCACUACUUGUGUAAUAAGAGUCGGAGGACAAGAGGAUGAAAGCCAGCAAAAUCUCCAAGCAACAGUCCCAACACAAGCAGUACAGAAUGUAUGUGAAACCAAUGACCAACCAUCAAUGGAAAGAGAAAAACAGUAUUCAAAUGAAGUAACCACUGCCUCUGUUGCCUCAUCAAGCCUUCCAGUUCUGUCCUCAGAAAGUUUACAAACUUCUUCCUUGGAUAAAGUUAAAUCAGGAGUUCACAGUGAAAAGCCUUGUGCAUUUAUCCACAGCAGAAGGAAUCAGAUGUUUUGA